This is a messenger RNA of Verticillium alfalfae VaMs.102, 285 nucleotides long. RefSeq lists its product as hypothetical. Lineage: Eukaryota; Fungi; Ascomycota; Sordariomycetes; Glomerellales; Plectosphaerellaceae. The transcript has 3 exons. Bases 1 to 285 code for a protein of 94 amino acids. The record is from RefSeq and is a predicted model, not a curated record.
AUGACCGAGGCCCUCCGCGAUGAGUACACGAUAGAUUAUGUUGCCAAUUGCGAGACAACACAAGGCAUCGCCGAAGUAGAGGGCAAGGUCAAGGAGUUCAAGCCGGACGUCCUCUUCUCAGCAUCCAUGUGGUCGGCCGAGGAAGCUGUCGAGAUACAGAAGAUUGCGAGAGAGAUCGUGCCCGAGAUUAAGACACACGCCAUUCCUCAGGGCUUGCAGGUGGAGAGGGGACCGGAUGCCAUUGUUGAGCAUUUGCUUGAGGAGGUGCCAAAAUUGCUGGGAUGA